Molecule: messenger RNA, 1806 nt
Organism: Ochotona curzoniae (black-lipped pika)
Lineage: Eukaryota; Metazoa; Chordata; Mammalia; Lagomorpha; Ochotonidae
Product: cytochrome P450 4B1
Exons: 12
Coding region: 21-1541 (506 amino acids)
Molecular function (GO): iron ion binding; monooxygenase activity; heme binding
Source: RefSeq, a predicted model, not a curated record
UGGCUACAACUCCAGGUGUCAUGCUCCACUUUCUGUCUCGCCUGGGCCUAUGGGCCUUUGGACUGAUCUUGAGCCUAGUCUUCUUCAAGCUCCUCCGCCUGCUGCUUCGGAGGCAGAGGCUAGCCCGGGCCUUGGACAGCUUCCCAGGGCCUCCUACCCACUGGUUCUUUGGGCAUGCUCUCGAGAUCCAGAAGACGGGGAGCCUGGAUAAGGUGGUGUCCUGGACCCAGCAGUUCCCUUAUGCCCACCCACUCUGGUUUGGACCGUUUGUUGGUUUCCUGAAUAUCUAUGAGCCUGACUACGUCAAAGCUGUGUAUAGUCGUGGGGACCCUAAAGCCCCGGAUGUGUAUGAUUUCCUGCUCCAGUGGACUGGGAAAGGCCUGCUGGUUCUGGAUGGGCCUCAGUGGUUCCAACACCGCAAGCUACUCACCCCUGGCUUCCAUUAUGAUGUGCUGAAACCCUAUGUGGCUAUAUUUGCUGACUCCACACAUGCCAUGCUGGACAAAUGGGAGAAAAAGGCUCAAGGAGGUAAGAGCUUUGACAUCUUCAGUGAUGUGGGCUACAUGGCACUGAACUCGCUCAUGAAGUGCACAUUUGGAAAAGGAGAAGGUGGCUUGACUCACAGUGACAACAGCUACUAUCAGGCAGUCAGCGAGCUCACCCUGCUUGUGCAGCAGCGCAUCGAUUCCUGCCAGUACCACAAUGACUUCAUCUACCAGUUCACAUCGCAUGGCCGCCGCUUCCUGAAAGCCUGCCAGGUGGCCCACGACCACACCGACCAGGUCAUCAAAGAGCGGAGAGUGGCCCUGCAGAAUGAGAAAGAGUGGGAGAAAAUCCAGAACCGGAGACACCUGGACUUCCUGGACAUUCUUUUGGGUGUACGGGGUGGAAGUGAAAUCCAGCUGUCAGACACGGAACUCAGGGCUGAAGUGGAUACAUUCAUGUUUGAAGGUCACGACACUACAACCAGUGGCAUCUCCUGGUUUCUCUACUGCAUGGCUUUACACCCUGAGCACCAGCAGCGUUGCAGGGAGGAGGUCCGAGAGAUCCUAGGAGACAAGAAAUCCUUCCAGUGGGAUGACCUGGGGAAGAUGACCUACUUGACCAUGUGCAUCAAGGAGUGCUUCCGCCUCUACCCACCUGUGCCUCAGGUGUACCGACAGCUCAACAAGCCUGUCAACUUUGUGGAUGGGCGCUCUCUGCCUGAAGGCAGCCUGAUCUCUCUGCAUAUCUAUGCCCUCCAUAGGAACAACACCGUGUGGCCCAACUCUGAGGUCUUUGACCCUCUGCGUUUUUCCCCGGAGAACUCAUCUGGACGCCACCCUUUUGCCUUCAUUCCCUUCUCUGCUGGGCCCAGGAACUGCAUCGGGCAGCAGUUUGCCAUGAAUGAGAUGAAGGUGGUCUCAGCUCUGUGCUUGCUCCGCUUUGAGUUCUCUCCAGACCCUCUGCGGCAGCCCAUCCUGCUGCCCCAGCUGGUCAUGCGCUCCAAGAAUGGCAUCUACCUCCACUUGAAGCCACUGGACUCCCAAUCUGAGAAGUAGCUCUUGUUCAGAGCUGGGGGGUCUUGUUCAGGCUGUGGCUUCGGCUGAGCGCUGCUGUCCAGCACUGUACGUGCAGUUAAUUGGAUCUUUCUGCUUUUGGGAUCUUGUAGCUGUAGGAGAGGAAUCGGCACAUAGACAAUCACCAACAGGCCAGUGCCUUGGGAACAUUGUAUUAUGCUUGUUUGUAUAUUGUAGAAUUCAUGUGUUAACCAGCAAAUGUGUUCACCCAAUAAAUAUUCAGUGAGCACCUAUUUGCUCACCUCCU